AUGGCGAGGUUGAUUUUCCAUGGCGGGUCACGCUGGGAGUCCUACGAGAAGUACAAGAAGCGCCAGCACGGUUUGCUCGGAAUAUCUGAAGGAGAAGAGGAGGGUAACCUAUCUUUCAGUCACCUCGGGCCAGUCGACACAUUUUCCAGUCAAUUUGUUUAUUCUGAAAAAGCCGACAACAUCUGCACUAGGAUGACUGGGAGCUCCGUCUUUUUCGUGGUCUCGGUGCUAUUCACGUUGCUGAACCUGCUAUGGAUCGGCAUCAGCACGGAGCUUGGCGAGUUCAACCAGAGUUUGUGGAAUCGGGGCACAGAGUCCAUUAUAAUCGAGCAUAUCUUCACGCUUUACAGCAUUGUCGAGAUCGUGCUCCAAGUCAUGAGCAUGAAGCACAGGUCAAAGUGCUUUUUCAGUCCCUGGUUCCGCCUUGACGCAGCGUGCACUGUUGCAAUCGUGCUGGAGGUUCUCGUGGCCCCCCACGUGCCAGCCGCCGCAGGUUCCCUGCUCGCCUACCAGGUGCUGCGACUGACGAGGCUGGCGUGGCUGCUCAAGUUGACGCGCGCAAGGCGGGCCGUGGGGACUAUUCUGAACGAGAUGGCCAGUGGCAUGCGCUCGGCGGCUGACAUCUGGAUCCUUAUCGCCGUCCUCCUGUACACCUGUGGCGUGCUGCUCACCGCUGCCAGCCAUCGCAGCGAGCAUCUGAGGGAGCGGUACUUCGGGUCUGUGGGUCACACGAUCUUGUCGCUGCUUUCCCACGGCGUUGCCAUGGACGGUCUUAGUGAAUUCUUCAACGACUUGCGUGCUCAUCACGCGAUCUUCGAAGCGUCGGUGUUUGCCACGUUCGUGUUUCUGACCUAUUUCGGGCUGUUGAACAUGCUUGUUGGUGUUUUUUUGUAG
Messenger RNA from Prorocentrum cordatum, 894 nucleotides. NCBI's taxonomy places the organism in Eukaryota, Dinophyceae, Prorocentrales, Prorocentraceae. The record is from the annotation of a GenBank genome assembly.